Molecule: messenger RNA, 2722 nt
Organism: Octopus bimaculoides (California two-spot octopus)
Lineage: Eukaryota; Metazoa; Mollusca; Cephalopoda; Octopoda; Octopodidae
Biological process (GO): microtubule-based movement
Cellular component (GO): microtubule cytoskeleton
Molecular function (GO): ATP binding; microtubule binding; microtubule motor activity
Source: RefSeq, a predicted model, not a curated record
AUGGUACGUCCACACUUGGAAUUUGCAUUACCAGUCUGGAACCCCUAUCUUGCUCUGCAUAUAAAUCUCCUGGAAAUUGUUCAGAAACGUACUACAAAACGAACACCAGCCGUCAAGCAUCUACCAUAUUCUGAACGUCUUGUUUCCCUGGGCAUGGACACAUUGAAACUCAGACGUCUGGCAACUGACUUGUAUGAUAGCUCAGUUGAAUUUCCCGUUAUAUGUCAGGCGACAAGAGGAGGUAAGAAACGACCUUCAUUUGAUCAAGGUGCUAAUUUGAGACCUAGUAAAGUUCCUCGUCUGGUUACUUCAACAAAUUCAGUCAUGAAGAAAGCAAAGAAUGAAGUAAACAAUCCUGGUCUAUCAACCAUACCAAUAUCACAGAAAAUUACUAAUGACAUAAAAGUGGAUUUCUCAGAAAUUAUCAAUGAAAUUCAGGAUAUUAUUAUUGAAGUGCAGAAGAAAUUGAGCAUGUUGAUAAAUGAACUUUUACAAGUUGAUGAUCGAGGGACACAAAACUCUUCUCCUCAAACUUCUGAUAUACAACUGAAUGGUGAUGCAAAUAUGCAGUUCUCUCAUGUGCAGUCAGAUCAAAAGACUACUGAGAUGACUAACACAGAAACUGCAGGAUAUUCACCAGGAGAUGACACACUGAUUUUAACUAAUCCAGAGGCUAGUGCUAAAGUUUUACCCAAGUAUGAAGAUAAAAUUUGUCAGACAGAAUUAACAUACGAGAGAUGUCGUUGUCUUGCUGUGUCUGGAUAUGAUGACAAAGUUUGUCAGACAGAGCUGGAAUUUCAGAACCGUUUUAAUGACCUCUCUGCACAUGACACAGCCAAUGCAUGUAGUUCUCAAACUGUAAACUACCAAAAUUGUUUAAGUUCUGCAACUUCUCCUAUGACUCCUUCUGUAGAGGAAAAUUUAGAAAGUCCUCGAACAGAAACAAGUGAUGAAAUGCCAUCUCCUCGCAUUUUGGAAAGCAAUUUAAAUUCUGUCCAGUCUCCACUGACUUGUACCAAUGAGAAUGCCUGUUCUGGAAACGGGAAACUUUCGCCGGAAUUAUUUUCAAGGUUUUUGUAUCAGUUAGAAAAUUACCAUAAUCUUGCAUCUCUUUGUACUGAACAAUUUCUACAAACAUGUGAUGGGAUAGAACAACAGUCUAUGAAUAUGGUAAGGAAACAUCACAACCCAGAUACUGAAUUAAUAUCUCGAUAUAAUCAAGAAAUGGCUCUCAGAAGAAAAUAUCAUAAUGAACUGAUGAAGAUUAAAGGUAAUAUUCGAGUGUUUUGUCGGAUUCGGCCAUUAGACACAAAUAUCGAAGGAGCAAAUGAAGAUUGUGUGUAUAUUGGUCCAAACAAUAAGGAUGUUGUACUUGUAAAACAGAGAAGGAAAAUAUUUAAUUUUGAAAUGAGUUUAGUUUUUCCUCAAGAUUGUACACAGUCUCAGUUGUUUGAAGAAGUAGAAUCUUUGAUUACCUCCUGUAUUGAUGGCUUCAAUGUAUGUAUUGUGGCUUACGGCCAAACUGGAUCAGGAAAAACUUACACGAUGGAAGGUACCCUGACUGACCCGGGGAUCAAUCCAAGAGCUCUCGAUAAAUUAUUUAAUGAAAUUUCUGCAAAACAUGACUGGAUUUAUUCCGUCUAUGUCAGCAUGCUUGAAAUUUAUAAUGAACAAAUCAGGGAUCUCUUGAGUACUGAACAAAGCAGGCUUGAAGUGUGGAACAUCGAAGGACAAAAUUCAAUCCGUCAAAAAGCAAAUUCAUUGCUUGAAGUGAAUGAGAUGUAUUCCCGUGGGAAGAGAAAUAGAGUGACAGCUUCAACAAAUAUGAAUUCAGCUUCAUCACGCUCUCAUACAUUGCUGUUAGUAGAAGUGGAAGGACGGAAUGUAUUAACAAAUACAAGAACAAGAGGCAAGUUGUAUUUAAUUGAUUUGGCAGGAUCAGAAAAUGUCGUAAAGUCAGGAGUAGAUGGUCAGCAACUGAAAGAAGCUGGAUUCAUUAAUAAAUCUUUGAGUACUUUUUGUGAUGUUCUUAAUGCCAUAAUAAUUAAGAGAUCUCACAUUCCCUUUCGGAAUUCAAAGCUGACUCAUCUCCUCCAGGAUUCUUUAGGUGGAAACAGUAAAACCUUACUCAUAACUCAAGUAUCUCCAAGUAUGUUGCAUCUCACUGAAACACUUCGCACAUUGCAAUUUGCACAAAGGCUGCAGUCUAUACAGACUGGUGACACCCCAGUUAGGUCAAGAGAAAGAGUAAAUGACACAGGAGCUAAUGGCAUGGAAGACGAAAUGACUGAAUUAAGGACACCAAAUGCUCAACUGUCUAGAGAACCUGGUCAAAGGGAACCAAGAUGUGCAAGCUUGCAUACAGUUAACACACCAAAAGGUCCAAAUGGAAAAUUCAACAGAAGAAAUAUUGCCAAACAGUACCGACGAUAAAUCAUUUCAAUUGUUUUAGUAUUUACAUGAUGUAAAUUUAUUUUAAUAACGACUUCAAAAUUUCGAAUCAUUACGUACCAUUUAUCAGUUGUAUAUUGAGUGAAAUAACUUAAAACACUCAUUUUGUUUUGUUUUUAAUUUUUUUGUAAAAUAUUUGGAAUAAAUGAAUUCAGAAUACUCCUUUAUUUUCCAUUUGACCCAGUUGAGAACGACUGGGAUCUAUGUAACAAAAUAGUAAAUGGGAUCCACAAAUGGCCCUUGAAAAGUUUGCAUUAGAUGUAUGUAUUGC